CACACGUCGUUGCCGUUCGCAUCGUUGCUCGCGCUCGCCAGUCGUCGCUAGUUGAGCGCGAGGUGCGUAAGGUAAAUAAUGGCGGAGCUGUGCGUGCAUUGUUGUUACGUGUAGGCGAUAAUGGUUAUUUGUAUCUUGGCACGUAAGCGUACGAGGUAUCGGUCCAGUUGGAAAAGAUGCACCAGUUGAGAAACGUUCCCGCCGCGUCGCAAAUGUGAGAGCGACGCCCGCGAGGCGCGAGGACGCGCGAGGGACGGAGCCCUCGAAAGAGAGAGAGAGAGAGAGAGAGAGAGAAAGGGAGAGAGAGCGAGUCUCGCGGUUGUGUGUCGUAAUUGUGGAACAAACAGCACACCCGCCGCGAAGUUUUCCCGAGACGAGAGACGACGACGUUACGCGCCACCCCCGUGGUUCCGCAUCUCGAAUGAGGGCGAGAUGAGCCGCGGAUGGUUCGUCGCGCGACAUGAACCGGUCAGAAGGUAUUUUUGAUAACGCCGCCCCCGUCACCCCCUGUGAUGUGAGAAGAUCCUGACGUACGUGGUGCUCGCCCACGACGUACGACGUGCGCGCGUGUUUACUUGUGCCUGUACGGAGAUCUGUUCCCCCCCUCCUCCCCGUUUCUUCACGUCGUUCUUCAUCAUGGUGCACGGCAACAUACCGAACGCAUACAAAUAUAACUUCUGGGCGGAGAGGCCCGGGGACGCGCACGAGGUGGUGGAACUCACGUGCCUGAUGCCAAAUGGUGUUGUCAUACCGUUUGAGAUCAAUCGCAAUAUUACCUUAGAUCAGAUCAAGGAGGAUCUGUGGGAUGAGGCUACUAAAUAUCCUCUUCACGGAACACUGAAAGACGCUCCAUCAUAUGUAUUUUCGUAUAUAAACUCAAACGCAGAGGUAGAAGAGGUAGAGGAUGAAACAAGACGUCUGUGUGAUAUAACGCCCUUUUGUUCGAUAUUAAAAGUUAUAGAACGUGAGAGUAUAAAAAGUGAUAAAAAUUUAGACUCGAUAAUUGGUCGCUUAAUUGGUAAAGGGUUGCACGAGUUUGCUGCCCUGAAGAAUUCCGAGGUGAACGAUUUCAGAUGGAAGAUGCGACUUUUAGGGGAUGAGGUGGCGUUAAGUAGACAAAAGAGGUGCUGGACGGAAAAAGUGCAUUAUCAGUUUCCUUCGAGGAUAUCGCCUAUCGUACCUAAGAAUAUCGAGUCCCGUUUGAAAGACGGAAAUAUCGUUUUAGUUACUAAAUUCGAAAAUUCGGAGGUAUCGUUUACCUUUCAAAUAGCUCACACUAUUACGCCUCCCAAACUGCUCGAGGCAAUCCUGAUCAAGAGGACAAAUACUCUUAAGACUCGCGGCGAACCAAACGACUUUACGCUUAAAGUUUGCGGAAAGGAAGAGUAUUUGAUGGGCGAUAAUAUUCCUCUUAUACAUUUUGGUUAUAUUCAAGAUUGCCUGGCGAAAGACGUUACACCUGUGCUGGUUACGCUCAGCAAACAGAGCGUGCCUGUGGACCAAGAUAACGUCUUUGACAAUCCGGACGUGGAUACGUUGCAACGCACGAAGCCAUCGUCCUCUACGUUAACGUUACGUAAAAAGGGCAAGCAUAUCUCGGCAUGGAAAAUUGAAGAACCUUUCUUUUUCACUGUAAACGGAAUUUCUCGACUUAACUGCGAUGCCACACAUCGUACUGUAGAGAUUGGACUGCAAGCUGGCCUCUUCCAUGGUGGUAAAUCCUUAUGUGAAAGUCAGAAAACCAAAGAAGUUAUUGUAAGUGCCGACGGUAGUUGUGAAUGGGAAGAAACUCUCAAAUUCGACAUUAAAGUCAGAGAUAUACCGCGGAUGGCACGGCUGUGUUUUGUAUUAUACGAGAUCAGUAAAACUGCAAAGGGUUUAAAGAGCAGGAAGCUGAUUAGGGAUUCGAAACAGGAAUUCUUCAUAAAUCCUCUGUGUUGGACGAAUACGACGGUAUAUGACUUCAAAUCACAGUUAAAAACGGGUGCUAUGACAUUAUAUACGUGGACGUAUGCGGAGGAUAUACAAAAUGAUGAUUUACUUCACCCUCUUGGGACAGUGGUCUCCAAUCCACAUAUUGACAGGGCGGCUGCUCUAAUGUUAACGUUUCCAAAUUAUGGAAAAGAUCAAUAUGUUCUAUAUCCUACGCCAGAGAAAAUGGUAGAAUAUGCCCAAACAUUGCGAGAACAAUCUAACGAGUGCUUGGCUAAAGACGAAGUUAAUCUGGAAGAGUCCGAUAUUAGUCAACAAUUAGAACAACUGAGAUUACUAGCCGACAGAGAUCCGCUGCACGAAUUACACGAACAGGAGAAGAAGACAAUGUGGACGUUGAGGCAUCACUGUCUUCGCGAGAUUCCGACGCUUCUAGCUAAACUGUUACAGUGUGUCGAAUGGAACGAUCAUAGAGAAGUUGCGGAGGCCACGGCACUUGUACAACAAUGGCCGAAAUUGCCAGUAGAGAAAGCGUUGGAGUUGUUAGACUAUGCCUACGCUGAUCAAAACGUCAGAAAUUUCGCCGUUCGUUGUUUAAGAGAUGUUAGCGAUGAGGAUCUCAGUCUGUACUUGUUGCAGCUGGCUCAAGUCUUAAAACAUGAGAAUUAUUUAGCAUGUCCUCUGACAGAGUUUCUUUUAAACCGAGCACUUAAUAAUCAAAGGAUAGGACACUUUUUAUUUUGGCAUCUGAGGUCAGAAAUGAAGGUUGGCUCGGUGUCUGUUCGUUUUGGUCUUAUACUGGAAGCAUAUUGCAGAGGAAGCGAACAGCAUAUGCUAUCGUUAUCUAAGCAGCUGACCUUUUUGGAAAAAGUGAAGACUGCCUCGGAGCAUGCGAAGCAGAAAAAGGAUCGUAAGGCGGCCCUUCAGGGCUUUCAAGAGAUUAUUCAGGAACAGCAUUGCCAGGAGGCGAUAGCCGACGUCCUUAAUCCUCUUGACCCGAGUUACAGAUGGAAUCGCAUCAAAAUCGAAAAAUGCCGAGUCAUGGAUAGCAAGAUGCGCCCACUCUGGUUAGUUUUCGAGAACAGCGAUUCUUUUGGCGACGACAUUUACUUAAUACUCAAGCACGGAGAUGACUUGAGACAAGACAUGUUGACACUUCAGAUGAUACGCAUUAUGGAUAAGCUCUGGAAGAAUGAGGGCUUGGAUUUACGUAUGAAUCCGUAUGGUUGCAUAUCCACGGAGAACAAAGUCGGAAUGAUAGAGGUAGUGCUAAACGCGGAGACAAUCGCAAAUAUUCAGAAGGAAAAAGGCACGUUUUCCGCAACGGCCGCCUUCAGAAGAGGUUCCUUGUUAGCUUGGUUAAAGGAUCACAAUCACACAGAGGCGGCGUUGAAUAAAGCGAUCGAAGAGUUUACCUUGAGUUGCGCGGGUUACUGCGUGGCGACGUACGUUCUCGGGAUAGCCGACCGACAUUCUGACAAUAUAAUGGUUAAAAAGACUGGACAACUAUUUCACGUCGAUUUCGGUCACAUUCUGGGUCACUUUAAGGAAAAAUUCGGAUUCAGACGCGAACGGGUGCCCUUCGUGCUGACCAAUGACUUCGUGCAUGUCAUAAACAAAGGUCAAACGAAGAAAGGACACGCCGCCGAGUUUCAAAGAUUUCAGAGUCAUUGCGAGCAAGCAUUUUUAAUUCUACGCCAACACGGUGGACUUAUACUGUCUUUGUUCGCCAUGAUGAUAUCUACCGGACUACCUGAACUCUCGUCAGAGAAAGAUCUGAAUUACCUUAGAGAUACCUUGGUUCUAGAAAUGUCCGAAAACGAAGCACAAAAGCAUUUUAGAAGCAAAUUUGACGAAGCCCUCUGCAAUUCGUGGAAAACGUCGUUGAAUUGGGCGUCGCAUAAUAUGUCCAAGAACAAUAAGACGACGUGAAUAGCAACAAUCUCUGAUAGCGUGAGAAAUUCUACGCAUCCAGGAACACUGUCAUAACGUCGUCGAACGUUGCGUCGCGUUACAAAAUGUGAUGUUAACAUAUACGCUGUGACAUAUUUGACGAGUACGUCGUUGAGUUACUUGUCUGAGACUGAAAGAUUGAUAAGAAAAAAGGAAACUGAAGCUGCCGUUUUUCGACGGAUGUUGUGUCGUCAAGAUAGGAAAUCCACGACCGUAACCAGUAUUGAAGACUGUAUAAAGCGAUCGUUGCCGUUAGUAUGUUGCCGUUAGUCAAUGGACUUGUAUUGUCGAGAGGUGAUGUAGUAAAAUGAUUUCUCGAAAUUCGGAUACAUUCGUACAGUUUUAGAGCUCUACUUUGUGUAGCACAAGCAGUUUUGGUGCCUACGUUCCAUCUUAACUACGAACGUACGGUACAUAUCAAUUGAAUCACAAGAACGCCCUUCUAAGUUCUUCUCGAUUAAAAGACACGAUUUAAGACUUUUUGAAUUUCAUUAAUAGAUUUUAAAAUUGUUAAAUUGGUCUCUUGAAAGACUAUUUUUUGUUAGACAAUUUAACGUCGUUAAGUUAUCAUUCUAAAAUUAUUUAUCACAGUAAGCCUGUGAUGGUUCACGAAUGUUAUUUGCAACAACAAACCGCUAAAUAUCUCAUUGCCGUCUCGUUAACAUAAAGAAAUUUGAUUUUAACUUUAUACGUAAUAAAAUAGUCAUUUGCUCUGCAAUUUAUCGCUAAUGUAAUAACGAAAAUUUGCGUUGCAACGUUUAAUUUGAUAAAAGCGAAAAGUGAUCGUUUAGAUAACGGCUGAUGCGGUUCAUUCUACUUCAUUGGCAAUGCCAGUGUGAUAACCUAAAGCAAUAUCUAUUUUGCGAAAUUGUCCACAACAGUAAAAGUAUCCUGACCAAACGAUCGACUUUGGACGAUCUUAAUCGAAAUAAUUAAGUGUACUUACAAUUCGAUGGCCAUUGCGAUUGUAUGUACAUACGACAAAUCAAAUUUUACGGUACAAAUAAUUAUACUACGAUUGCAAUUUCCAAAAUCGGCUUCAAUUUCCACUGAAUGUCUACUAUUUUUUUCUUUCGUUUUGACUAUGAAUCGAAAUUGCAAUCACUAUAAUUAUUCGUUCAUCAGUUCUUUUAUUUUUUUUUAUUUAUAAUCAUUUGUAUAAAAUUUGAUUUAUUCGCACGUACAAUACCGCAUCUCAGACUCUGGCCAUCGAAUUGUGACUAUAGCUGUAUGUUAACGAGUCAAAUUUGAAAUAAAAUCGAACAUUUCGUUUAAACACGAUUGUGCGACUUGCGAAUUAAUUGUCGAUUUGCGCUCUGCCGACAGAAGGUAUUUUUCGUACGAUGAUUUUCUUACAUAUACAUUCGAAAGUUUAUAUCUCGUUUAACAGAAAGACGAUGUAUUUUGUACUGUGGUGACUGGUUAAAAUUUCUUAAUUAUCAUCACCCGUGAUAUCGUGUUUUGAAGUACAUAUACGCGAAAAAAUAACGAAAAAAAAAACCACUACGAGAGAUAUAUAUUUUGAUAAAUAUACUGCAAUAUAUUAUUAUUAUUAUUAUUAUUACCCACAUAGCGAUAGUUAAAUCAAUAGGGCCAUUCAUACUUCAGCGCUGUCCUACGUAAAUAGACCGCUACGCUUUCUAAAACGGCUCUAAAACGCACGACCGUACGCGCGCUCCUCAUAAUGUAAGAUAAGAUAAUGAUCUCUAAUACACUAGGAAGAAAUAAAUAAUGUUGCAGAUUGCGUCAAUGCUGCAUAUCCAUAUCAUCAUCCUCUUCUCUUACUAGCGCAUUACAUUUACAUUUUCGAGAGACAAACGAGGAAGGAAAAAGGAACUUCAUACAUACAGCACUACAUAGUUACACUAUAAUACACGUAUGUACAUCUCGAAGCCAUCCUGAUUUUGAUUUCUUUGUAGACGGAUUUGCGCGGGUCUCAACAGAGCGUAGAUAGGGCGAGGUAAAUAUGCAACCGAUGGAGAGGGGCACACGUUCCUUCGACCAAUCUCCAUGCGCGUAUACCGUGUACGCAUGUUCUUUCACAUUGUACGCAGGUGUUCACGUAUCCGUGAUACCGCAAUCCGCCGGGGAAAAGAAGCCGGUCUGUUCGUCGAACGUAUUUUUCGCUACACACUAUCUCGGGCAAUAAUCUGCCUUUUUUUUGUCUCACAGUUCUAGAACAUGUUAUUUUAUACGAAACGUGCAUAGAUUUUCUGUACUGGUCAGUGUCUGUUGUAAAUAAAAAAAAAA
This is a messenger RNA of Monomorium pharaonis (pharaoh ant), 6135 nucleotides long. It is a transcript of the gene Pi3K92E, whose product is annotated as phosphatidylinositol 4,5-bisphosphate 3-kinase catalytic subunit beta isoform. Gene Ontology annotation, biological process: phosphatidylinositol-mediated signaling; cell migration; phosphatidylinositol 3-kinase/protein kinase B signal transduction. The record is from RefSeq and is a predicted model, not a curated record. Gene Ontology annotation, cellular component: cytoplasm; phosphatidylinositol 3-kinase complex; plasma membrane. Lineage: Eukaryota; Metazoa; Arthropoda; Insecta; Hymenoptera; Formicidae. The transcript has 10 exons. The coding region runs from base 637 to 3864 and encodes 1075 amino acids. Gene Ontology annotation, molecular function: 1-phosphatidylinositol-4-phosphate 3-kinase activity; 1-phosphatidylinositol-3-kinase activity.